AUGUGAAAAUAUGAACGAAAACAGUUAAAUCAGAAUCAUCUAGGUUACAUAUUUCUAGGUAACAUAGGAAGUGGCAGUAGUCUAGUUUAGUUAUCUAGUAGCUUUUUUACAAUUCAAAGAGCAUUGUAUAAUGAUAGACUUAAACUUACUGACUCGGAUACUGAACUUUUCUUUAAAUUCACCUCUUAAACCUCACCGAAAAUGCUUCACAACAAAGCUACUCUUGCUGUCGAGCCUUUUCCUCAAUUGUCAGUGCGUUUCGAUAGACAAUAGUUUCUUCGUCCUCGAUAAUAGUCUUCAAGCAUUGGAGGAUGUCUUCUUCUUCGUCGACUUCAUCCCAAAGGCGGAUCUGAUUAUGAAAACUGCCAGGCUGCUUGGUAGAAUCUACCACGCUUUUAAGCCUCUCCACGGAUCGGACGAGUCCCAGGACAGUAAGAACAUCGAGAAAAUCUUGAGCACAAUGAAGACUAUUUCGUCAGGCGUCAAAAGAAUUGAGACCGACUUAAAACACUACCUGGGCUCAGGUCAGCUGGUUGCUCAGAUUAGCCAAGCCAACACGUUGAUAGAGAUCUACGAGUUGAUCGUCAAGAUAGAGAUCAAUUACGAAUCCUUUUGAGCAUUCCAAUGAGAGAAUAGAAUUUGACCCGGACGUUGUAAAACGUCUGUACGAUCGUAUCAUUGAUAUUGAUGACGGGGAAUACCCGGACAGUUGCUUAGUGUCUAUAAACGAUUGACGGAGGUCCGCACGGGUGUUAGUAUAUUUCAGCAAAUUACCGAUAGGAAGCAGUGUAUUUGUAUGUACAACUAAUAGAGGCGAAAAUGGGCAGCUGUUCCAAGCGUGAAUGAUGCAGAUGAUGAUUUUUAUAAUGAUGCUCAAAAACCAAAUUUUUACCUGAAUUGUUAUGCUUAUAGUAUACGCGACAAUAGGUCUUGUAAACUUGUAAUUAAUCUAUAUUUUUUCAUUUGUCACACAAAGUCAACCCAGUUAAUGUGCUUAAUGAAGCAGUCGUCGCAGCAUAUCCUGAAAACCUUAUACAGCAAUAUCAAUUUAGCAGAGAUUGAAGUUCUCAGUAUGUUUCAGUAUGUUCAUAACCACA
Nasonia vitripennis (jewel wasp) is the source of this 1097-nucleotide messenger RNA. RefSeq lists its product as uncharacterized. The transcript has 2 exons. The record is from RefSeq and is a predicted model, not a curated record. NCBI's taxonomy places the organism in Eukaryota, Metazoa, Arthropoda, Insecta, Hymenoptera, Pteromalidae. Bases 131 to 616 code for a protein of 161 amino acids.